CGGAAGCUCCGUGGGCUCGCCGGCGCGUCGCCCCCGGAGUGUGAGGUCGUGGCUGUUUGCGGCAGGGUUGUGCGUUGUUUUCGCGUCUCGCGGGCCACUCCGAGUUUCCUGGGUCUGCGCUUGGACCCGCAACGCCCGGCCGUCGAGUUAGGGGAGAACGAUCCUGGGCGGAGAGCGAGGCACUCCGCCAGGCGCAGUUCUGCCCUCCUGGGGUCUGCGUAACUCAGGACUCUGCCCGUCCCCAGAAGCAGGAGGAACAAUGAGCACAUUCACGGAGCCGGUGACAUUCAAGGAUGUGGCUGUGACCUUCUCGGAGGAGGAGCUGGGGCUGCUGGACCACGCCCAGAGGCAGCUGUACCGGGACGUGAUGCUGGAGAACUUCCAGAACCUGCUGUCUGUGGGAGGCAAGAUCCAAAGUAAGAUAGAGACUGUCUCAGAAGCAGGACCACAUGAAGAGCUUUCCUGCUGGCAGAUUGGGCAACAAAUUGCAAGUGACUUAACUGAGUGUCAAGACUCCAUGGUAAAGAGUUCUCAGUUCCCCAAACAAGGUUAUUCACCUGGCCAGCUUGGGGCAGGACUAUGUAUGACUCAGACAGGCCAGAAACCUCACCAGUGUAAUGAAUGUGCAGAAACCUUCAGUGAUGUCUCCAACUUUGAUCUUCAUCAACAGAUACACUCAGGAGAGAAGUCUCAUACAUGUAGUGAGUGUGGAAAAAGCUUCUGCUAUAGCUCAGCGCUUCGUAUUCAUCAGAGAGUUCACAUGGGAGAGAAACGCUAUAAGUGUGGUGAGUGUGGCAAGGAAUUCAGUCAGAGCUCACGUCUGCAAACUCAUCAGAAAGUCCACACCAUAGAGAAACCAUUCAAAUGUGAGCAAUGUGGGAAAGGCUUCAGUCGCAGACCAACACUUACUGUUCAUUGCAAAUUACACUCAGGAGAGAAACCUUAUAGUUGUGAGGAGUGUGGGAAGGCCUUCAUUCACGCUUCACAUCUUCAGGAACAUCAGAGAAUCCACACUGGGGAGAAACCAUUCAAAUGCGAUAUAUGUGGUAAGAAUUUCCGUCGCAGAUCAGCACUUAAUAGUCAUUGCAUGGUCCACACAGGAGAAAAACCGUACAAAUGUGAAGACUGUGGGAAGUGUUUCACUUGUAGCUCAAAUCUUCAUAUCCAUCAGAGGGUCCACACAGGAGAAAAACCUUAUAAAUGCGAGGAAUGUGGUAAGUGCUUUAUUCAGCCUUCACAAUUUCAGGCCCAUCGGAGAAUCCACACCGGAGAGAAACCAUAUGUAUGUAAAGUGUGUGAUAAGGGCUUCAUUUACAGUUCAAGUUUUCAAGCCCAUCAGGGAGUCCACACAGGAGAGAAACCGUACAAAUGUGAGGAGUGUGGGAAAAGCUUCAGGAUGAAAAUCCAUUAUCAAGUUCAUCUGGUGGUCCACACAGGAGAGAAGCCCUAUAAAUGUGAGGUAUGUGGGAAGGGCUUCCGUCAGAGUUCGUAUCUUAAAAUCCAUCUGAAGGCCCACAGUGUAGAGAAACCUUAUAAGUGUGAGGAGUGUGGACAGGGCUUCAAUCAGAGUUCCCGACUUCAGAUUCACCAGCUGAUCCACACUGGAGAGAAGCCCUACAAAUGUGAAGAGUGUGGGAAAGGGUUCAGCCGGAGAGCAGAUCUUAAAAUUCAUUGCCGAAUCCACACAGGAGAGAAACCAUAUAAUUGUGAGGAGUGUGGGAAGGUGUUCAGUCAGGCCUCACAUCUUCUGACCCAUCAGAGAGUCCACAGUGGAGAGAAACCAUUCAAGUGUGAAGAGUGUGGGAAGAGCUUCAGUCGGAGUUCCCACCUUCAAGCUCAUCAGAAAGUCCACACUGGAGAAAAGCCGUACAAAUGUGAGGAGUGUGGGAAGGGCUUCAAGUGGAUCUUGAACCUUGACAUGCAUCAGAGGGUGCACACAGGGGAGAAGCCAUAUAAGUGUGGGGAGUGUGGGAAGCACUUCAGCCAGGCCUCAAGUCUUCAGCUGCACCAGAGUGUCCACACUGGGGAGAAACCGUACAAGUGUGACGUGUGUGGGAAAGUCUUCAGUCGGUCUUCACAACUGCAGUAUCAUAGGCGAGUUCACACAGGGGAGAAACCGUACAAGUGUGAAAUGUGUGGUAAGAGCUUCAGUUGGAGAUCAAAUCUCGUAAGUCAUCACAAAACUCAUGCUGAGGAUACAUUUUAUGGAAAGAAGCACUAUAAGUGUGAUGAGUGUGGGAAGGAAUUCACUCAGAGCUCACAUCUGGAAACUCAUCAGAAAGUCCACACUGUAGCGAAACCUUUCACAUGUGAGCAUUGUGGGAAAGGCUUCAGUCGUAGAUCAGCACUUACCGUUCAUUGCAAAGUUCACACAGGAGAGAAACCUUAUAAUUGUGAGGAGUGUGGGAGGGCCUUCACUCAGGCCUCUCAUCUUCAGGACCAUCAGAGAGUCCACACUGGAGAGAAACCAUUCAGAUGUGAUGCAUGUGGUAAGAGCUUCAGUAGGAAUUCACAUCUUCAGUCCCAUCAGAGAGUCCAUACAGGGGAGAAGCCGUACAAAUGUGAGGAGUGUGGGAAGGGAUUUAUUUGUAGCUCAAAUCUAUACAUUCAUCAGAGAGUCCACACAGGAGAAAAACCCUACAAGUGUGAGGAGUGCGGUAAAGGCUUUAGUCGGCCUUCAAGUCUUCAGGCCCAUCAGGGAGUCCACACUGGCGAGAAAUCGUACAUAUGUAAUGUGUGUGGUAAAGGCUUUACUCUGAGUUCAAAUCUUCAGGCCCAUCAGAGAGUCCACACAGGAGAGAAACCAUACAAAUGUGAGGAAUGUGGGAAAAGCUUCAGGAGGAACUCUCAUUAUCAAGUUCAUCUGGUGGUUCACACAGGAGAGAAGCCCUAUAAAUGUGAGGUGUGUGGGAAGGGCUUCAGUCAGAGUUCAUAUCUUCAAAUCCAUCAGAAAGCCCACAGUGUAGAGAAACCUUAUAAAUGUGAGGAGUGUGGGCAGGGCUUCAAUCAGAGUUCAAGACUUCAGAUUCACCAGCUGAUCCACACUGGAGAGAAGCCCUACAAAUGUGAAGAGUGUGGGAAGGGGUUCAGCCGGAGAGCAGAUCUUAAAAUUCAUUGCCGAAUCCACACAGGAGAGAAACCAUAUAAUUGUGAGGAGUGUGGGAAGGUGUUCAGGCAGGCCUCAAAUCUUCUGGCCCAUCAGAGAGUCCACAGUGGAGAGAAACCAUUCAAGUGUGAAGAGUGCGGGAAGAGCUUUGGUCGGAGUUCCCACCUUCAAGCUCAUCAGAAAGUCCACACUGGAGAAAAGCCGUACAAAUGUGAGGAGUGUGGGAAGGGCUUCAAGUGGAUCUUGAACCUUGACAUGCAUCAGAGGGUGCACACAGGGGAGAAGCCAUAUAAGUGUGGGGAGUGUGGGAAGCACUUCAGUCAGGCCUCAAGUCUUCAGCUUCAUCAGAGCGUCCACACUGGGGAGAAACCGUACAAGUGUGACGUGUGUGGGAAAGUCUUCAGUCGGUCUUCACAGCUGCAGUCUCAUCAGAGAGUUCACACAGGAGAGAAACCAUAUAAGUGUGAAAUGUGUGGUAAGAGCUUCAGCUGGAGAUCAAAUCUUACGAUUCAUCACAGAAUCCACGCUGGUGAUAAAUCCUAUAAAAGUGAUAGGUGUGGUAAGAACAUCAGAGAGUCCACACAGGAAAAAAGUUCUAUAAAAUGAAUUUUUAAAAAA
Molecule: messenger RNA, 3724 nt
Organism: Equus caballus (horse)
Lineage: Eukaryota; Metazoa; Chordata; Mammalia; Perissodactyla; Equidae
Source: RefSeq, a predicted model, not a curated record